CACGCUAUAAAAUAAUUGGUGGAUAGAACCAUGAUCUCAUACUCCGGUUUCUUAAACGUGUCAUUCACAAAUCACAAUGUAAUUGACCGUUGAGAUCUUCUCAUCAACACACAUACACAAACAAGAACUCAACAAUUAACCUAACCUAAUCAAUCAAACCUUCUCUAUGAUCAUCAGAUCAGAAGUUUGAACCAAAAAAUGGAAUUAGAAAUCACAGUAAGAUGGUGCAAAGGCUUAACAGCAUUCAAUUUCUUCCAGAAACUCACACUUUUUGUAUGUGUUUCGUUAAUUUCUAAAGAUGAUAACCUAAAACUCACCCAAGAUCAGAAACAAGAACAGAAAACUCCUGAGGAUCAUAAUGGGGAAGGUAAUCCGGAAUGGAAUCAUACAAUUAAAUUCGAUUUACGCCUUCUUAAUUCCAUGAAUUCAAAUUUCAGUACUUAUUCUGUUCGAUUCGAAAUUCGAAAUCCUGGUCAGUUUUUUGGGGAUAAAAUUAUUGGUGAAGUUUGUGUUCCAUUGAAGGAUUUGAUUCAAUCUGUUGGUGCAGGAGUAACCAGAUUUGUUAGUUAUCAAGUGCGUAAUCCAGAUGUUAAGAGUAAUGGGAUUCUUGAAUUUUCUUAUAAAGUGAUUGGUAAUAACCCUAAUUUUAGCCCUAUUUCUGAUGUUCAUAUCACUGGUUACCAUCAUCAUCAUCAUCAUCAUCAUCACCAUCAUCAUGAGCAAUUAGAUCAUAAUGAUCAUUAUACAUCUGGAUUAGUAGCUGAUUCAGAAAAAAUUCAGUAUCCAAAACUUGAUUACAAUUCGACAGAUUCAGUUCCACCAUUAGUUUAUCCUCCCAAUUCAUAUUCAUCAUUGUAUUCAUAUGAUACAUUAUCAUCAUCAUCAUUCACAUCAAUGACUACAAACCAUUGUCAUCCUUCUACUCCAUCUCUGUACCCACCACCAGCUCCACCACAAACGUGGGCUCUACCUUCUCCGGCACUUUAUCCGCCACCUCCGCAACCACAUCUUGAUGUUUAUCCACCACCUCCUCCGCCAACGCAACCAUAUGGAGACCCACAUUGGGGAUGUCACAAUUCAUCUGGGUAUCAUCAGUGGGCAUGAAUCAAAAUGUGUUGGAACAUAUUUUGGAGUUGAGGUUUACAUUUUUUCACAUGGUUGGAAAGGGAAAUUAAAGAUUGGUGAUGGAACAUUGUGUCCUUUCUUUCUAUUCCAGUUUUUUGAGUUGUGUUUUUUGACAAAUGUGCAGAAGCAUUGUCCGGGUCAAUCUGAUUAAAAAAUCUAUCAACAUUGAUGGUAGCCAGAGUUAAUUCAGCAUGCUGAGAGUUCGGCAUAUUCUAUGUUAGUAUCUUGAAUUCGCUAGCGUUUUUGAUAUGGGUUAAAUUACUGAAGAAAGGUUGAUUUAUUGGGAAAUUGAAUCAAUGUUGAUUGAAAAUGAAGGGAAUUGGGAAGAAAAGGGAAUCAUAAGGGUGAAUAUUGGCAUCAAAAUUAAAUUUGUUAUGGUCCAGUCCAAAGGGGUUGGCUUUGUGUGGUUAUAUUUUGUUCAUACCAAUUAAGUUUGAUGAUUACUUUAUUAGCUUUUUACAUUCAGAUGAGAAAUUUUUGUAAAGUUCAAUAAGUUUCAUUCCAUACGACGUUGUUGAAGUGUGGUGUUAAAUGAAUAAUGGCAGUUUACUAUAGGUCAUUGCCCCAAGCUACAUGCCAGCAUAUUGGAUGAGCGUCAUAUGAGCUAAGACCGACAUAAAGUGUGUUGUGAGAAUCGGAUCUUAUAUCAGGAGAGAGUAAAUAUCACUUUCAGGAACUGUUUUGAAUUUGAUUCUCAAUUAACUUAUUUAUUUUCUUUUUUUUUUUUACUUAGGAUAUAUUUUUUUAUGAGGCAAUUUACAAACCCCUUAGCAUUUGAGCUAAUGAAAUGGUAUACCAAAUUCAGCUACUUUUAUUCGUUUA
Amaranthus tricolor (Joseph's coat) is the source of this 1947-nucleotide messenger RNA. Its product is annotated as protein SRC2 homolog. Lineage: Eukaryota; Viridiplantae; Streptophyta; Magnoliopsida; Caryophyllales; Amaranthaceae. Bases 199 to 1104 code for a protein of 301 amino acids. Gene Ontology annotation, biological process: defense response. The record is from RefSeq and is a predicted model, not a curated record. The transcript has a single exon.